UUCUCCCCGGGGCAACCUUUAACCCUCCAGCACCCAUGCCUAAGGCUGCCUGCUGCCAGGCAUUCUCCCCAGAGUUGUGAGUCACAGAGAAGACUGAAGCUGACCAUGGAGAGCAGAGGCCCACUGGUCACAUCUCAUCUGUUGCCUCUGUUGCUCCUGCUGCUGCUGCCUCACAACCACCACAGAUGGGCCCUGGGACAGAUUCCCUCCACCCAGAGCCAGCCGACUCCUGCUAUUCACCUCAGCAAUGGCCCAGGACCAGAGCCUGUUACCAUCAUAACUUUUGAAAUCGCCAGGAUCAGAAAAACCUCCUCUUCCUUUGAGCUUCGAACUUGGGAUCCUGAGGGUGUGAUUCUUUAUGGUAAUCGCAACUCAGACAAUGACUGGUUUAUGCUGGGACUUCGUAAUGGCAGGGCUGAGAUCCAAAUGCACAAUUACAGGGCCCAGGUUACAGUGAGUGCUGGACCCCAGCUGAAUGACGGCAAGUGGCAUCAGAUAGUGUUGAAGAGCCAUGAGGACACAUUGCUGCUGAAGGUGGAUGGGGAGGAGGUGCUUUGCCUGAGACAGGUCUUUGGGCCUAUGACCAAUAAAUCGGAGACCAUCCUGAAUAUUGCGCUGGGGGGACUGCUGUUCCCUACCUCUAGCCUCCGUUUGCCGCUGGCCCCUGCCCUGGAUGGCUGUCUGCGCAGAGGCAGUUGGUUGGACCCCCAGGCCCAGAUGUCAGUCUCCACGCACGCUAGCCUCAGAAGCUGUGCUGUAGAGUCUCGGCCUGGGAUAUUCUUCCCUCCGGGGACGCACGCAGAAUUCAGUCUUUAUGACAUUCCGCAGCCUAGUACAAAGCCCUGGUCCUUCUCUCUGGAUCUGGAACUCCGGCUGGCAGCAGGCACCGGUAACCUCCUUACCCUGGGGACUCUGAGCAACUCUUCUUGGCUUAGCCUCUACCUCCAAGAUCAAGUGGUGCUAUCUUCUGGAUCAGAAGCCAAUCUAGAUCUGCCCCUGGUCUUGGGACUUCCUCUUCACCUGAAACUGGAUGAGUCCAGCGUGGUCCUGAGUCAGGGGCAGGAGAAGACCCUUGCUCUGCCUCCCUCAGGACCUGGCUCCUUCCUCAACCUUUGGGUGCACCCACAGGGGCGUCUCUUCCUGGGAGCUUUGCCAGGAGAGGUCUCUUCUGCCUCCUUUUGUUUGGACAGCCUUUGGGUACAAGGCCAGCAACUGGACAUGGACCAGGCCCUGGGCAGAAGUCAAGACCUCUGGACUCACAGUUGUCCUGUCAAUUCAAGCAAUAACACUGGCACUGCACAUUGACUUCCUGUCUAAGAAUUCCUUUUGAGAGUCAUCAAGAUAACUCACCUGGGAGUGUGCCUGCUUUGCCAUGUGUGUGACCCAGGUUCAAUACCCCAGUACACCACGUGGAAAUGUUACAGCGCUAGGGCAGGUUUUGGUAUUAUCACAUCCUUCCUUUUGUCUCUGUCUCUCUCUGUGUCUACAAAAGUCGGCCUGGCAAGUGAAGUCCCAGUGAUGGCUAAAUAAAUAACCUUCUUUGAAAGUU
Molecule: messenger RNA, 1549 nt
Organism: Erinaceus europaeus (western European hedgehog)
Lineage: Eukaryota; Metazoa; Chordata; Mammalia; Eulipotyphla; Erinaceidae
Gene: SHBG
Product: sex hormone binding globulin
Exons: 8
Coding region: 106-1305 (399 amino acids)
Molecular function (GO): steroid binding
Source: RefSeq, a predicted model, not a curated record